AUGGCUGAAAGUGAACAACAACCCGAGGAAGCCUACGCCAUCAAAUUACAAGGUGAUGUCCCAAGAUACGUUCUUGGCCCUUUGUACCUACUUCAACCUCUAGAUGAAGUGGUGAGGAUUUGGGCUGAACAAAGUUGGCCAUGCAAAACUUCUGAGGUUGACUAUGUGGCUAAGAAGAAGUCCAAAGCCAAGAAACCCAACCCAGAGGCCGACGUUGAUCCUAAGAAAAGUUGGUAUGAUUGGUACAAAGCUUUGGAACCAAAACUGAAGACUUCUUGGCAAAAAAGCGAGAUCUAUGAUAUCUUGGCUUUUUUCGCCUCCGGGGACUUUCCUUGUGAUUGCUCACUCAUCUUUGCAGGCUUAUGUUUUUGGUCAUCCUCUGUUAACUACAUGAGGUUACGGUUUGGGAUGAUGACCCCCACUUUACUUGAUCUUGCCACUAUCUCCAGCUUUCGUCCACACGGUGUGCUUUAUUCAGCAGCCGACCUUCUGGAACCCCUUUUGAAGCCGAACUACAACAAGAAUUUCAACAACUGGAUCAAGACCAACUUUGGUUAUACUGGGUCAUCCUCUAGAGCUCCGAUAGGUUCAACAAAUGGUGUAUCUUACACAGAGCAUGUAGCCUUUCUUCAUAUGUGGCUAUGCAUAUUAUUGACUUGCUCAAAAUCUUGCCAAGUCACCAAAGAGGUCUAA
Molecule: messenger RNA, 693 nt
Organism: Prunus armeniaca (apricot)
Lineage: Eukaryota; Viridiplantae; Streptophyta; Magnoliopsida; Rosales; Rosaceae
Source: the annotation of a GenBank genome assembly